Vicugna pacos (alpaca) is the source of this 1751-nucleotide messenger RNA. It is a transcript of the gene RRAGA, whose product is annotated as Ras related GTP binding A. Gene Ontology annotation, biological process: cellular response to starvation; negative regulation of autophagy; positive regulation of TORC1 signaling. Gene Ontology annotation, cellular component: lysosome; Gtr1-Gtr2 GTPase complex; nucleus. Lineage: Eukaryota; Metazoa; Chordata; Mammalia; Artiodactyla; Camelidae. Gene Ontology annotation, molecular function: GTP binding; GTPase activity. The record is from RefSeq and is a predicted model, not a curated record.
AUCGCCGCCGGAAGUGGGUGGCAGCAAAGCCGCAGAGACUCCUCUCUCCGGAAGGCGAGCGUUGGUCCGUAGCGGCUGUAGCCCUCCGCCCCACGGCGCUCCUGUCUGAGGAAGAGCUCCGCAGCCGCUGCCUUUGCAGCUCCGAGCCUGUACCUUCGGCCUCCCUGACCGCACAGCGGUGCGGCCUAGCCGGCGGAGUCCCCGCAAGCCCCGGCCCCUCCCUCCCUCCCUGCGCGCUGCAGUUAGGCCGCGCCCCGAGGCCCAGUCCGCGGCAGCUCCGGCGGGUGAUGCCAAAUACAGCCAUGAAGAAAAAGGUGCUGUUGAUGGGGAAGAGCGGGUCGGGGAAGACCAGCAUGAGGUCGAUUAUCUUCGCAAAUUACAUCGCUCGCGACACCCGGCGCCUGGGUGCCACCAUUGAUGUGGAGCACUCCCACGUCCGUUUUCUGGGCAACCUGGUGCUGAACCUGUGGGACUGUGGCGGUCAGGACACCUUCAUGGAAAAUUACUUCACCAGCCAGCGAGACAACAUCUUCCGUAACGUCGAGGUUCUGAUUUACGUGUUCGACGUGGAGAGCCGCGAACUGGAGAAGGACAUGCAUUAUUACCAGUCGUGUCUGGAGGCCAUCCUCCAGAACUCUCCUGAUGCCAAAAUCUUCUGCCUGGUGCACAAAAUGGAUCUGGUUCAGGAGGAUCAGCGUGACCUGAUUUUUAAAGAGCGAGAGGAAGACCUGAGGCGUUUGUCUCGCCCGCUGGAGUGCGCUUGUUUUCGAACAUCCAUCUGGGAUGAAACGCUCUACAAAGCCUGGUCCAGUAUUGUCUAUCAGUUGAUUCCCAAUGUGCAGCAGCUGGAGAUGAACCUCAGCAAUUUUGCCCAAAUUAUCGAGGCCGACGAAGUUCUGCUGUUCGAGAGAGCGACGUUCUUGGUCAUUUCCCAUUACCAGUGCAAAGAGCAGCGCGACGUCCACCGGUUCGAGAAGAUCAGCAACAUUAUUAAGCAGUUCAAGCUGAGCUGCAGUAAAUUGGCCGCUUCUUUCCAGAGCAUGGAAGUAAGGAAUUCUAACUUCGCUGCUUUCAUCGACAUCUUCACAUCAAACACGUACGUGAUGGUGGUUAUGUCAGAUCCGUCCAUCCCUUCUGCAGCUACUCUGAUCAACAUUCGCAAUGCCAGGAAACACUUUGAGAAGCUGGAGAGAGUGGAUGGUCCCAAGCACAGCCUCCUUAUGCGUUGAAUAUUGCCAAAUGCGCUUUCUGAAAAUGCUGAAUUGCCUCCUCCCACCCCCCGCAUCUUUUUUUCUUAAUAUUCAUAAUGUCGUGUGCUUAAAAGUGGGCUUUGAAAUGUGUGCUGCUUACUACUUCCAUCUCUCUCUUCCCUGCUCCCCAGUCCUUAAGCCUUGGACGCUAUUUACUCAGCUAUCCAGUAGAGCUUCAAGAUGGCCUUUCUGAAAAGUUGGUAUGGUGUAACACUAAAGUAGGUGGUGUGUGUGUGUGUGUGUGUGUGUGUGUGUGUAUGUGUGUUCUGAAUACCUGGUUAUAAUAGAUAUACACAUCAAAGCUUUUACAGUAUCUUCCUGUAUUGCUUACCAGAUUGCAAAGAUGGAAUGUUAUUUUAUCAGCAAGGUAUUAAAAUACAUUUAUAAAUUCUUGGCUUCAAUCAUGAAUAAACAUUUGCUGUUAGCAAUUUAAAAUAUGGUCUUAUUUGAAAUAACUUGAAGGUGGUUAAUAAUAAAUCUAUAGAUUCUGAUUACCUACAA